UGUUCUCCAUCAUUAGAAAAAUGCCGCAAGAACAUGUUUAAAAUCGCCCAAAACACAAUUUUCAUUGGAGUGGGUCUUUAAUACAAAAACAAAACAAACAUAGUCAUGCUCUGUUAGCGUCUUGGUGUCUUUGGAGCCUGAUUUAGUCACAAUCAAACCAAAAGUCGGAUCAGACAGACUCAACGGUUAUAAUAUUAGAUGGACAAACAAAGCUGAACUGGAGAUGCUUAACCUUAUUUUGAACUGAUAGUCAUACAGGACUUCUUCUACAACCUGCUGAAUUUUGAUGUUUUGUGCUCUUGAGUGUUUUAUGUUUCCUUAAAAGAAAUGAUACAAGUUAAGAACUGUUGACAGGAAGGCCAGCUACAAUACCAUGCUUUUUAUUGACCUUUGUAGUAGUUUUGAUCAUCCCUGCAUCCUUAAAACCAGCAUCCACACAAGAUGUCUUGAAAGAAUUGAGGAAAAGCGACCUACUAAAAAGGAACAAAUUCCAUUCAGCUUUUGGGUUUAGUGUUGAAUUCAGUGAUGGGCCUUGAUUCUCUUUAUGUGAGCGUAAUCGCUCAGAUCAGCCUGUGAAUCUGUCACCCGCCCGGUUGGACGUUGGCUAAUCCUCCUCAGAACCUUGGGAAACUGGGAAACGACCCCGGCACCAGCUAUCUGCUCUAACGAGAUUUGGGAAAGCCGGUGGUGAGCUGAGGUCACAUGGCCUUCUUCACUCCCAGGUUCCCAGAUGGAAGGAUUUCCUGUUUGGGCAAACAGGUCACAUGGAAGAAACCUGGCGGCAGUUCUGAGCUAAAUUUUUUUUGUCCUGGAACAACUGAACCAGCGCCCAGAUGUGUCGCCUUUUGAUUUAGGCUUGGAAAGCCUGAACUGGAUGUGUGAAGAAAUUAAUAAGGGGUUCACAUGACCGUGAAGUCCUGAAACUGACCAAACUGGGCUUGAGAAAAUCCAAAUGUGGAAAUGAUUUUACCCUCAAAUGACUUGUGGCUUAAUUUGGAUAUAGCCCCACAUUUUUAAGUGGAAAGAAGUUCAAAUGCUGUUUUCUGUGAAGCAAAGGAAGCUUUAUCCUUUAAAGAUCUGCUGUAAAACCUUAACGUCACAACCUGUGAGUCAACCAAAUGAAUUCUGGAUCUCUACCACAUUCUCAUAAAAGUGUUUGAAAAACCAAUUUUGCAAGUGACGAAUGAAGCAGACAUCUUGGGUCACUAAAUGCGGACUUGCAUAAUAUUUGCACUCCAGUGUCACUCCUGCUGGACUCAUACAGGUGAAUCUGACUUUGCAUUUUAAUGUAUCUACUUUUUUGUGUGCACCAAACAUUGCUGACAGAAAUAUAAAAAUCUUAUUUGAUCACAGCUCUCUCCAGCCAAUUCAAGCCACAGUUGAACCCAGAGUUCAACUUUUAUUUUAUUUUUUAAAUAUUUGCUCUGAGAAUAAAUGGGUAUGGUGUGACAUUUUGAUUUAAAAUAGCCUCAAUGGAGGUGGCAUGCCAACCAAACAACUUUUUUCGAAUCUGUGGUGGAGAAAAAUAUUCACCUACUUUUGUGUCUCUGUGUCGCAACCAGGAUUUGCGUUGUCCUUUGUUUACUUGCAGCCUUAAUUUGAUGAAAUUGUUUUUGAUUUUAUGUGAAAAAAAGUGAUUUUCCUGAUUUUGCAUUCAUUAAAAUUCCGAUCUUAUCUAUUUUCAAAGUAGUCUUUUAAUUAUGAUAAAUCUGGUUUGAGACAAAAUCAAAAAACUUGUCAGUUACUUUAGAGCAACUGGAGUUCAUUAGAAUUUUGUCUCUGAGUUGUGGGCAGGACUGUUGGUGUGGAGUAAGCCUGACCUCGUUUCCCAUCAUCCCUUUGUUCACACUUUGUCUCGCUAGAUACAGCUCUUUGCAACCCCAAGCUAACAUUAGUGGUGCAUUAAAAAAGUGGAUGUAUUGGAAUGGUGCACACCUGGGAGCUUGUGGCCCACCGAUGGUAGCUCCUACAUCACUGCUGCAAGCUUUUUAAAACUUCUUUUUUUUUUCCUGCUCCUGAUUCACAACUAUUUGAAUAAAGAAUUACUCAGAAUUGAACAUUUAACCUUCAUUUAUAUAGGUCCAUCGCAAGAAAAAUCCCACAAAAAAACCUUUUAAAAUAAAGCAAAACUGGUUUUCAUUGGAGUGGGUCUUUGAAAAUGUUUGGUACUAAACUUUUUUAGGUUACCACACGUGGUCUUAAUCUUGAUUUAUGAUGAAUAUACUUUAUGGGAAUUAUACUUUUUGAUUGGGAAGGAAAGCAUACUUGCUUUAAAAAACAAGUUUUAGAGCACCGCACAAUACUGGGGUUACAACUAAAAGCUUAGUUUCCGAGCAGCACUUGAACGCACCAGAAGCAGUCUCCUCCGUCGGGCACACCCACCCGGACACACCCACCCAGCAUCCCAGCUCGCGGCUGCUGCCUCGAGCAUCUUCCCUCUGAGUUUUCGGAGAGCAAACAUGGAGGCGCUCGCCAGAGAGAGCAUCAGUCUGCUGACGUCGUCCACAGCCAAGCCGCCGCUGGACGCCGGGCCGCGGCUCGGUUCUACGGGGGCCGUGUUCGUCAUGCUGAAAUCCGCUCUGGGCGCCGGCCUCCUCAACUUUCCAUGGGCCUUCGAGAGAGCCGGGGGGGUCCGCAGCGCGGUCACGGUGGAGCUGAUCUCGCUCGUCUUCCUCACCAGCAGCCUCAUCAUCCUGGGUUACUCCUCGUCCAUCAGCGGUCGGUGCACAUACCAGGCUGUGGUCAAAGAGGUCUGCGGACCGGCCAUCGGGCAGCUGUGCGAGAUCUGUUUCAUCUUCAACCUCUUCAUGAUAUCUGUUGCCUUUCUGGUCAUCAUGAACGACCAGCUGGAAAAGUUGUGCGGCUCGCUGUACGAGGUGGUAACUGGUUUGCCAAAGUCAGAGAUGCUCUACCACUUCUACACUGACCACCGCUUCGCUCUGCUGCUGCUCUGCAUCUUCAUCAUCCUGCCGCUGUCCAUCCCCAAAGAGAUCAGCCUGCAGAAAUACACAAGCAUUCUUGGUACUCUGGCUGCCACCUACCUCACCGUGGCCAUCAUCAUCAAGUAUCACACCUUACCGACUGUUCGAGUUCACAUCCCGAUCCACUCCACUGGGAAGAGCUCCUGGACCUCCAUGUUUAGUGUGAUUCCAACCAUCUGCUUUGGUUUUCAAUGCCACGAGGCCUCCAUCGCCAUCUACAGCAGCAUGGAGGACCAGCAGCUCUCCCACUGGGUGGCAGUCUCUGUGGUGGCCAUGGUCAUCUGCCUCAUCAUUUACUCCCUCACAGGGGUUUAUGGGUACCUGACAUUUGGGAGGGAGGUGAAGGCCGACAUUUUAAUGUCAUAUGCCAGCAGUGAUGUCAUGAUGCUUGUCGCCAGGCUGCUGUUUGGAGUCUCCAUCAUCACUAUCUAUCCCAUCCUCGUGCUGCUGGGCAGGUCGGUCAUUCAGGACUCUCUGCGGAGCUGGCAGCGACGGCAGCGGGAAGGUGUGGCCUCAGCAAAGCUGGAAAGGCGGAGCCGCUACCUGCUGACGGUGCUCUGGAUCAUAAUUACACUUCUGAUCGCUGUGUUCGUACCCGACAUCAGUAAGGUCAUCGGUGUCAUCGGGGGAAUCAGUGCCUUCUUCAUCUUCAUCUUUCCAGGACUCUGUCUGAUGUUCUGCAUGCAGACUGAACCCGUGUCCUGCAGAACCAGGGUUGUCCUCACUGCUUGGGGAGGGGUGACCCUUAUCUGCGGCGCUUUCAUCUUCGGCCAGAGUACCAGCGUCGCUGUGAUGGAGCUCCUUGGGAAGGUGUGACACUGCUCUACCAUCCAGGUGUUUCUUACCCAAACGGUGGUAACUGUAGUCCUGGUUUAGAAAUCACCUAAAGGAGCAUCAAACCAUGAACUUUUGCUGAAGUCCGUGCCCCCCCCAAUAUCUGAGAAAUGUUAUUUUUAACCUACUUGAAUGGAUCAACAGCAAUGAGCCAACAGUGAUGUCUGACUGAAACCCUCAGGUUUUCUGCAGUUUUAUGACUCUAUCAAGCUCCAACAGUCAGGAGCAGAUCUUACUUUUCUUCAUGUUUCUAAUUUUGACUUUACUGUUAGCAAACAUUUAUAGAUGUUGACCUCCAGCCCACAUGGCCACUGUUCUGCUGGUUCCCAGCUAACCUAACCUGGCAGCUUCUUUUUGGUAAAACACACUUGAAUCUGGUACGGUAAUCAUAUGAAAUAUAGUCCAUACCUGCUAAAAAGAAAAUAAUUGGAUUUUCUGCAUAAAAGUAUUUUAAAUACAUUUAAAUAAACUAAACCUCUACAUCAGAUUUUUAUUUUACACAUCUAAAAGUCUUUAUUUUUCUGGAAGGAUCAAAGUAUCUGAAUGAGGAAUGAACCACUCAUGUGAGUAGUUUUUAUAAAAGAAACCAAAAUUUUCUUUAGCCACAAGUUAAAUAAUUAAUACAUGUAAUUAAAAAAAAACUAUUUUUGUACACCUGAUUGUUUUAGAAAUGAAAAGAGAUUGUAGACAGAAUUUCAGCCCCACAUGCUCAGAACAAAGUUAGAUUUCAACUGUUUUGCAGAUCUUAAGUAUUUUUCCAAAGUCUGAAAAGAUAUACCAGAAUAUUAAAUUGAGGAAAAAGCACAAAUGCAGACUAAACACAAACCUCAAGUUUUACAGUUUUAUUGAGUCGCAUCACUCUACAUUGUCUAAAAUUUCAACAAGAUAUCCUUUACAGACCAAAUAUACUUGCAUCCCUGCAAUAAGUCUCUACACUUGAAGAGAAAGCAGUUUUACUGAAACAUACAUUAAGAAUUAUUUCAUUAAACAUCGCCAUAAAAGUGAAUCUUCAUUCAUUUUUCUAGUCAUAUAUUUUCAUAUAUAUGUCUUAUAGAAUAGAUUUUGUCUUUCAUAGGAAUACUAGAAAAGAAAGAAGGUAAGAAAUGCACAAAACGCAUUAAAGAGUAUCAUGGCCUAAAACUACAGCAAAGUUGUUACUGGACAUUCAUUUGACAUGCACUCAGUCAAAGGAUAAAAAAUAACACAGCCACAGGAAGAGUGGGGGGUAUUAAUGGCAGUCAGUUUGGCAAAUUCCUGACUGGCUUUUGAACAGCUUCCCCCUCAACAGGGGGGGGGCACCGCCAUGUGUCCUGCUGCUGCUCCAGGAAACAUGCAGCAUCACUAACAGCUUCAUGUGAGGGGGUGGGCAGAAAAGAACACAGUCUGAGGAAUGUAUCAGCAGGUAACAGUAUUGGCAUUUCUAACAGUUUAGUCACAAUGUCAUUUUACACAAGCUGGCCACUCGGGGCGCUGUUUACACGAGGGAUGGGCUGCACUCGGCUGGACUCCAGCUAGCUAUGGCUUUCACAAGAGAGCUAAUAAGCAGAUCCAUGCAGUAUGGCUUGGGUUUAUUGAGAAUACAACAGGUCCUUCAAGAAAUGUUUUAUUUUUAAAAA
This is a messenger RNA of Oryzias latipes (Japanese medaka), 5431 nucleotides long. It is a transcript of the gene slc38a8a, whose product is annotated as solute carrier family 38 member 8a. Gene Ontology annotation, cellular component: membrane. Lineage: Eukaryota; Metazoa; Chordata; Actinopteri; Beloniformes; Adrianichthyidae. The record is from RefSeq and is a predicted model, not a curated record. Gene Ontology annotation, biological process: amino acid transmembrane transport. Gene Ontology annotation, molecular function: L-amino acid transmembrane transporter activity.